Molecule: messenger RNA, 402 nt
Organism: Aspergillus puulaauensis
Lineage: Eukaryota; Fungi; Ascomycota; Eurotiomycetes; Eurotiales; Aspergillaceae
Exons: 1
Coding region: 1-402 (133 amino acids)
Cellular component (GO): membrane
Source: RefSeq, a predicted model, not a curated record
AUGAACGCCCUGCCCAUCGUGAGUCCUCAAAGCCUCCCUCAAGAGCCGCACCACCAUCCUCAGCGCCCUCUUCAUCUUCACCUCCCAAGGCGCCGAAGUGUCUGUCUCAGGCUGCGUGGUCUCCUUUCUAAUAGCCCACCGCUCCAGCUCGCCUCCAAAAUCGGCUACGUCAGCGCCGGCGUCUGGGCAGGCAUCACCAUCGGUCGAUUCCUGCUCGUCUACCCCUCCCACCGCAUUGGCGAGAAAAUCGCCGUCACCAUAAUGACCCUCGGCGCCAUCGCCUUGCAAAUCCUAGCCUGGCUAAUCCCCAAUUUAAUCGGCGAAGUUGUGGCAGUCGCAAUCCUGGGCGUGUUUCUAGGUACCCUGCGCAAUGGCAAUAUUCGCAAGACUGCUACCGCGUAA